Messenger RNA from Caenorhabditis elegans, 817 nucleotides. RefSeq names its product MARVEL domain-containing protein (gene sph-1). The transcript is spliced from 4 exons. The record is from RefSeq and is marked reviewed. Lineage: Eukaryota; Metazoa; Nematoda; Chromadorea; Rhabditida; Rhabditidae. The coding region runs from base 12 to 695 and encodes 227 amino acids. Gene Ontology annotation, cellular component: membrane; synaptic vesicle.
CAGACGAAAAAAUGCCUUCGAUUCCUGCACAAUUAAAUAUAUCUGCAUUCAAAUUCCCAUUAGGAUUUAUAAGAAUUAUUCAAUUUGUUUUCAUAAUCAUUGCGAUAGCCGCUAUUAACAGUUGGGGAUUGGAAUUGAAUUACCACUGUGUUGAUGGAACGGGUAAUAUAACGAGAAAUAGUACACAAAAAGUCUACACAUUUUCUCUCUCAAAAGUAAAGCUGACCGGAUGCGACAAUCAAACCCGCACAUUCUGGUCUGGAGAUGACAGUGCCAGUGGAAGUGCCGGAUUCUUUUAUUUCGUUAAUGUAACCGCCCUGAUCUAUGUAAUUUUCAUCUGCUUCGUUUAUGUCAUAUUCUGGAAUAUCUAUCAAACUGAAAAACGAAUCCCAUUAGUUGAUCUUGGUGCAACUGCACUUUUAUUUAUCCUUUUCUUCUUCUGUAGUUCGAUUUGGUGGGCUGGAGCGAACACAAUCGGAAAUGCCACGUCAGACGAGCGAUUGACUGAAUUAUUUGGACAGGGGUCGUGGAAAGGACAAAAUGCUCAAUUUUUGAGUAGAGAUGUUAAUAAUGGAAAAUUGGCUAUUUCGGUGCUUGCCAAUUGGGUAUGUGUUCUUUGUUUCGCCUUUAACUGUUGGUUCAUCUGGAAGGAAGUUGUUCCACGGGAUUCAUCCAAUCCAAGUGAUAUCGCUUAAAUGUACAUUAUAAGAAUUAUUUUUCCUACUUUUUCCUCCUAUUUUGUGCCUUACUCUUCAUCAUUUUGAAUCACUUCCUCAUCUUUUUAAAUAAUUGAUAUUUAAUAAAACAAUUUGGAAAC